Molecule: messenger RNA, 1546 nt
Organism: Cimex lectularius (bed bug)
Lineage: Eukaryota; Metazoa; Arthropoda; Insecta; Hemiptera; Cimicidae
Gene: r-l
Product: uridine 5'-monophosphate synthase
Exons: 9
Coding region: 106-1524 (472 amino acids)
Biological process (GO): 'de novo' pyrimidine nucleobase biosynthetic process; 'de novo' UMP biosynthetic process
Molecular function (GO): orotate phosphoribosyltransferase activity; orotidine-5'-phosphate decarboxylase activity
Source: RefSeq, a predicted model, not a curated record
GACACACAACCACAAUUGGUCGGAAGUCACGUGUUUCGACCUAUUGAAAACCCUAAACGCCUUCUUUCCUUUAAUCAACAGGUUCUUUUUAGUUCUUUUAAUACCAUGGAAGAAAGUCUCAAGGAAAUUUGUCUCAGUCUUUUCGACAUCGGGGCACUUAAAUUCGGCGAUUUUAAAAUGAAAGUCGGUCUCAAUUCGCCGGUUUAUUUCGAUCUCAGGGUCAUAAUUUCUCAUCCUUUGCUUAUGAAUAAAUUGGCCGAAAUUGUCCUUCUGUAUAUGAAACAGUUGGAAUUGAAAUGUAAUCUGAUAUGCGGCGUGCCCUACACAGCUUUGCCGAUUUCCACUCUCGUCUCGGCAAAAUCAAACAUUCCAAUGGUCAUUAGGAGAAAGGAGCCAAAAAGCUAUGGCACAAUGAAGUUGAUUGAAGGCGACUUCAAGAGUGGAGAGAACUGCCUCAUUAUAGAAGAUGUUGUCACAUCUGGAGGAAGCAUAUUAGAGACUGCGAAGGAUUUACAGAAGGAUGCCUUGCAUGUGACCGAUACGAUCGUUCUUGUUGAUAGACAGCAAGGAGGUAGUACAAACUUGACGAAUAACGACAUCAAAAUGCAUCCCCUGUUAACGCUUUCUAAGGUAAUGGAAAUACUGUGUGAACAUGGCAAGUUGGAUAAGAACACUGUCGAUAAGGUGAACACGUAUAUUUCCGACAAUCAAAUCUUGCCCAAUGGGAGAAAAAUGACCAAGAACAAAAUGACACUGAGUUAUAAAGAAAGAGCGUUUGAAACAAAAUCGUCGUCUGCUAAAAAGCUCUUUGACCUGAUGGAGAGAAAAGAGACAAAUCUUUGCGCUGCACUUGAUGUCACGAAAUCAGCCGAUCUUUUAAAGCUAGCAGACAUGGUCGGCCCGUACGUUUGCAUCGUGAAGACUCAUCAAGAUUGUAUUGAAGACUGGGAUUCAAAUACAGAAAAUUCUUUAAAGCAACUCUCAGAAAAGCAUGACUUUUUUAUCAUGGAAGACAGAAAAUUUGGUGAUAUCGGAAAUACGGUUAAACUUCAGUGUGAAAAAGUUUUUACUUGGUGUGAUUUUGUCACCGUUCAUUCGAUCGGAGGGCCUGGUGUCCUUGAAGGCGCUUUACAGGCGUCCCAAAAUGCUUCUAAGCCAAAAGGGGUAUUUUUGGUGGCUGAGCUUAGCUCAAAAGCUAACCUUAUACUACCACAGUAUACCAAAGCCACGGUUGCAUUGGGUGAAGCCAGGUCUGAAUUUGUUAUGGGCUUUGUAUGCCAGGAUUGUCACGUCUUCAACGAUCCCGGUUUUAUACAAUUGACCCCCGGAGUCAGCCCUAAAACAGAUGGUGAUUCACUUGGGCAGCAGUAUUGCAAGCCCGAAGAUGCUGUUCUCGUCAAAGGUGGUGAUGUGAUUGUUGUUGGAAGAGCGAUUUAUCAAUCUGAGGAUCCGAAGGCAGCAGCAGAAACAUUGAAGUGCCAAUUGUGGAAUGCUUACAAGAAUAGAUUAGUUACACGUGAAUAGAUUCCUGGAAAAUUAAAAAUAA